Aspergillus melleus is the source of this 1677-nucleotide messenger RNA. RefSeq lists its product as uncharacterized. The coding region runs from base 1 to 1677 and encodes 558 amino acids. The record is from RefSeq and is a predicted model, not a curated record. NCBI's taxonomy places the organism in Eukaryota, Fungi, Ascomycota, Eurotiomycetes, Eurotiales, Aspergillaceae. The transcript has a single exon.
AUGGGCACCAAAGGCAAGAAGAGAAAAAGCCGUAACAGGCGUAAUCUGGCUGAGCAUAAUGCCAAAAAACAAGAUCCGCCUCCGCCGGAAUCGGAGCAAGACACCGAUCAAGAUACUCAAGACGAGGAUUUUAUGGAUUUCGAAGAAACUGGAAGAGAACCCCCGAAAGAAUGGGUAUCGGAAGCUAUCCGAAAAGUAGUUCAAUCAACAGAUGAAAAUAUGGUAAAGGAAUUUUUCCUAACCGGUCAACAUGGAACCGAAAUGACCACUCAAAUCAUGAUGAUGAACAAGGAAAUUGGCAACGCCAACCAGGCAAGAGGACUUGAGCGUGAACAAUAUGGAAUUAUUCCCGAGCAUGCAUAUAAUGCUAUGUGCACUUCGUGGGUUACUGAGCAAAACAAGCGCGAAGUUCAAAACGAUCGGUCAAAGCUUUGGAAAGCUUUUGAUAUAACACAUACCACAUUCAAUAAUUUCAACAAAGCCUACGGUCUACCCCUUGGUUGGAACGUUUCUGCGUCGGACCUGGAGCAGCUUAUCGGGAAACGGCCACUCGAUAUUCCAGACCAAGGCGUUGAGCAGAACUCUGACAGCGAGACAUCUGACGAAGAACCACUUUUUGAGGACGAUAGUGAUUCCGGAUCUGAUAGGGAGGAAACCGCCAGUGAGGAUAUUACAGGCCUGGAUCGACUGGAAACUAGAGCACGGAAGGAGGCCAAUAAUUGGGGCGCUGGUAAAGUUCUUUACUGGUGGCGAAAGGGAGCUGGUAGCCAGAUAUUUGUGAGAUAUGGGACCAAACAAAAUCCAGUCUAUCGCAUCAGAGCUGGUUCAUAUGAAUAUUGGGACGAACGCAGAGUUGAAAGGAUUGUGUCUCCUUACUUCCCCGGAACCAACACCCGUGGGUUACAGAAGGUUCAAAUAAAAGUGAAAGAUGGCACGAAAGAGGCGUGGAAAUGGGGCCGAGACGAUGUCUACGAUAUCCUUGGAGUCGGAUGGAAGAUCAUUGAUGAUGAUGAUGAUCAAUGUGAUCCUCUUGAUUACAUAGCGCCUGAGCCGGGUGCCAAAUACCCUGAAACACGAGUCUUGGUGAAAUGGAAAGAUGGCAAGACGACCUUGGAGACCCGGACCUUUAUCCGACGCAUUACCAAAGGAUCAACGCUAAUGGCAGACCGGAUCAUAUAUCAGAAGGCCAAAGAGCUUGAGGAGAUGUAUCAAGACGCACAAAUUGCGGAGGAGGAUGAAGCUGAUGAAAUUGAUGUCACUGAAGAAACCGAUGAAGUUGAGGUGGCUGUCGCCAGAACACCAGCUAGAGUUCCCGCCAAAGCUCGUGAAAUUACCCCCAAUCGUCCCGCUAAGGCUGCUGCCAAGGUCCCUAACAAGGCCCCCACUGCGGCACCCGUUCAAUCCUCUCGCUCUCGCUCUCCGGCGUUGCAGAAGGGCAAUGCCCCUCAGUCUACAACUGAUGAAGAUCCACGCGACCUUGAGAUCCGCCGAUUGAGAGAACAACUACAGCAGCAGUCUCAAUUACAAGCAAAGCAAUUUGCUCGGACGACUCGCCGGCGACCAACCAAUAGAAACGACAAUGAUGGAAACUCAGAGGUUUCCAGUAAGCCACCAAUCCCGCCAUUGAGGCGCAACAGGCGUGGUGAGAUAAUUCCACCAUUUAGCAAUUGGGGCUAG